AUGUCAACAAAUUCCAAGGAUGAAAUUAUAGUCAAGGAGACCGAGACUUCUGGGGAAGUGCCGCCCUCCUCGGACCCUAAGGAGUGGAUUGCUCUUGAGCCAAGGGGGAUAUCCUCACGUCAUCUUCCAGCUUUUCCUGCUUCAAUUCAAAAAAUCACACUAGCUAACCUUCCUCAAAUUUUCCUCUUCUUCUCCAUUCAGCGAGCUCCUCCAUCUAUCUCCGUGCAUAAAUCCCUCAGUCCCUCUUCAACAUCAUCAUCAACUCUUAUCCUCCUACUCUACGACACCCUUCAUCGUUUCCGAAACCAGCUUCUCCAAACAGAAGCUCAACGACGCCAUCUCCGAACCUCUAUCUCUCACCAACCCGUCCUUGUACAUACUCCACUCCAUAACACACUAACCUUUGUCACUAUAACAAACCUCUUCCGCUUCCAUACUAUUCAUCACCAUCACCAUUCAAACCCAUCCCCAGUUCCACAUACUACUACCUCUAUUCUUGGAGUUGUUGUUGUAAUAGCCGCAAACGCAAGUGGUGCAUGGACUCCUAUUGGUGAUGUUACUACUACUAUGUUGUGGACACAUGGCCAUAUAACUACAAAAAAAAUCCAUAGAAGAACAUCCAAAGCUUCAACAACUACAACCUCCCAUUCUGAGACUUGGCUUCCAAGUCACUCAAAUGCCCACUUCAUCUUAACACUACUUUUGUUGAUUUUAAAUAAUUAA
Molecule: messenger RNA, 723 nt
Organism: Vicia faba (fava bean)
Lineage: Eukaryota; Viridiplantae; Streptophyta; Magnoliopsida; Fabales; Fabaceae
Source: the annotation of a GenBank genome assembly